AUGGCGUGUUGCUUCAUCGCAAAUACUUUCUCCCGUCUCAUGGCGUUGCUUGUGGCUGGGACGGCGGGAGGGUGGGGAAAGGGGCGUUCUGCAGCUGGAGAUGGAGAUGCUGCCCUUGGGGGAGACACCAGCUCUCGGAGGGGGAACACGCUUCACAGAAAGGGGUUCAGCUGUCCCGGGACAAGCCGGGCUCACCCCAAAACCCAUCACCGAGGACAAGACCCGCGGGGCUGGGCUGAGACCAGCAUCGCUCGCUUACACAUUCCCUCUUCUCUCUUUUCCAGGAUACCGUUCAAGAUCGGGCAGCCCAAGAAACAGAUUGUACCCAAGACAGUGGAGAGAGACUUUGAAAGGGAAUAUGGAAAGCUUCAGCAAUUGGAAGAUCAGACCAAAAAACUUCAGAAGGAUAUGAAGAAAAGCACAGAUGCAGACUUGGCCAUGUCCAAGUCUGCUGUCAAAAUCUCUUCGGACCUGCUGUCGAACCCGCUGUGUGAACAGGAGCCUGGCUUUCUGGAGAUGGUCACAGCCUUCGACACAGCGAUGAAGAGGAUGGACUCUUUUAACCAGGAGAAGGUGAAUCAGAUCCAAAAGACAGUCAUAGAGCCUUUGAAAAAGUUCAGCAGCGUGUUCCCCAGCCUGAACAUGGCAGUGAAGAGACGGGAGCAAACGCUGCAGGACUACAAGCGCCUGCAGUCCAAGGUGGAGAAAUAUGAGGAGAAGGAGAGGACCGGCCCUGUCCUCGCCAAACUGCACCAGGCCCGUGAAGAGCUGAGGCCGGUGAAGGAGGACUUUGAAGCCAAAAACAAGCAGCUCCUGGAGGAAAUGCCCAAGUUUUAUAGCAGCCGCAUCGAUUACUUCAAACCCAGCUUUGAGUCGCUGGUGCGGGCGCAGGUUGUCUACUACACGGAGAUGCACAAGAUCUUCGGCGACCUGACGGCUCAAAUUGACCGGCCCGGCUUAAGCGACGAGCAGCGGGAGCGGGAGAACGACGCCAAGCUGAGUGAGCUGCGGGCUCUGUCCAUCGUGGCCGACGACUGAGCUCCGUGGUGGGAGGGUGGUGAUGGGGAUUCCCCCCCACCACCACCUCCAGGCUGCUCCCCAUCUCCUCCCUCCCAGGGAUGGAUGGGGGGGCUUUCAGCGCUGGCUGCUCUCUUUGCCCCAUGGCUCUGCCCUCCUGCCGGGACAAGGUAUUGCCUGGGGCAGGGGUGGGGGGCACAGCAGGGCCCCCCAUAGUCUGUCUAACCAUUUUCUGGAUUGGUUCUGCCCCCCCCAGCAGCCAGGCUUUGCUAUAAACAGGGGUUUGUAGGGAAUUGGCCACUGUAGCUGAAAAUGGGGAGGGGGAUGGGUACUGCCAGCCCCUAGCUCGAUGCCCAGCACACCUCAACCCUCCACCCCCCCACACGCCCCCCCCUGCCCAGGUCGGGAUGGGGCCCAGGCUCCUUGAUUUUCUAGCAGGAGGAUGGGGCCACUCCUGCAGCUGCUCAUUUUGUGCCUUAGAAGCUCAGUAACCCCCCCAGGGGGAGGGUAAAAGCCUUCAAGCCUUCAAAUUCUAUUUUUUGAAGCAUCAGAGAGCGGUGAAAGGGCUGCGCUUCCCCUGGCGAGCAUCAAGUGAUGCCAGGCUCUGAAUCCGCCCCAUUUGAAGCAGGAACAGGGCAAAGUGCCUCUGCCCCACAGCUGGGGGGUGCAGGGGGUGGACAUCUGCACCGCCCUGGGUGCGUGGAUGCCCCCUAAGGGCUAUAGGGGAUGCCCAGAGGAAGAUGGAGGGAGGGAUGCAAAAGGGAAUUGCAAACCCAGGGAUAGGCGAGGGGGUGUGGGGGGGCUCUCCAGCCCGAAUUGGGGUACAGGGGCUCCGUUGCUCUUCUCCAAUAAAGUUUUUGGCAGAGCAGGGCCGGGGUCUGUGUCGCCGGGAGAGGGACACAGUGGCAAGGCCGGGCUGCUGCCGCCCUCUGCUGCCAUCUGCCAGCCACUGCCACGCCGGGGGGACCCACGGGGUACAAGCUCCCCCCCAGUCCCUGGAGAAGGCUAAUGGCUUAAGAAAGGUAUUAAAGGGCUGGAGGGGGUUGGGAAGGAGAAAAGAGGGGUUGAAGAGUCACAGAAAGGAAACGGCCUCAACAAAGGACAAAAAAGGACAAUUUUACAGUUGAAUAUAGUGAAUUGAAGCUCAAGCUGGUGCCUUCCAGCAUACAGGGGGGGGGCUGCAGGAGCUCUCGCUGCUGCCCUCCAGGUCCUG
Molecule: messenger RNA, 2230 nt
Organism: Athene cunicularia (burrowing owl)
Lineage: Eukaryota; Metazoa; Chordata; Aves; Strigiformes; Strigidae
Gene: BIN3
Product: bridging integrator 3
Exons: 9
Coding region: 1-1038 (345 amino acids)
Biological process (GO): actin cortical patch localization; endocytosis; plasma membrane tubulation
Cellular component (GO): cytoplasm; actin cortical patch
Molecular function (GO): lipid binding; protein binding
Source: RefSeq, a predicted model, not a curated record